AUAACCGGCUGCUGCAGUUGAAUGGUGUGCAUACUUCAUUUUAUGUGACGAAAUUACGGCAAGUAGUAAUCUUUAGGCUUUUCCAAGAAGAACGGCGAGUUUUCGUGGGACAGAGGAGAAAUAUACGGAAAAUGGAAAAAUAUCAUUGUCCAUGCUGGAACGUCUGCCUGAGAGUGAAAAAACAUUCAUCAAAGGAGCUACCAGAUGACCUUCCUGCUAAUGAUUCGUUUUUCUCUUUGCAAUUGGUAGAUGUGCACUUGCCCGCAGCUGACGUCUCUUGGAAGUAUGAAAGUCUCGUUGAAAUAUCAGCUGUUCAAGAUUGGAUUAUAAGAAGGUGUGCUAACUGCAAUACCUAUUUAUAUGCCGAAGAAAUAGCUUCAGAUAUGUCAACUUUUCUAAUGAACGCAAAUCUAAAGAAAAACGAGAAUGAAGAAGAAAUCGAAAAGUCGAUCAACUAUUCGCCUGUCUAUAAAAUCGUUAUUGAUAGCAGGAACAUAAAACUCCCGCCUUCAAAUGUGUUUCAAUUCGAUGCUGAAUCUUCCAUAACAAACAAAUAUAUUGAAGAAAAUAUGGAGCUUUAUCAAGAAUACUUGAAAAAGGAAAAAAUUAAAAUGGAGGAACGUAUAAGACAAUAUCAGGAGGAAGAAAAAAAUCGUUUUGAAGUUCUUGUGGCUAAAGCUCACAAAGAUAAAUGUGCUCUGAAUAGACUCGUGCUAAGUUUGUCAAAGAAUGAAAAUGCAGCUUCAGAUACAGAAUCUAUAGCUAAAGCUGCAGAGAAGAAAUCAAGUCCAGCUGUGAUAAAGAAAAGGUCUAAAGGUCCUGAUGAUGAUUUUUUUGAUAUUGAAAUGGAAGAGGAAGAGGGAAAUCAAUCCCUGGAUGACUUGGAUGACGAAACGGAUUAUAAGACAGAGGUGUUCAAUGCAGAAAGAUCAGGAGGCGAUUUUGACAAGAGAGAUAGAUGGAAUAUUAAACAGGAAGCAGUUGGUGAAUCUUAUUCAACAGCAGCAAUUAAUAUUUCAUCACUUUCGGACAAUAAGAGACUGGAAAGAACGAGAUCGUGUCUUGAUGAUGAUGACGAUGCUAUUCCGGUCGAUAUUGCUCGUAGUAUGAAGGAGUUAUCUUUGUCUCUUCACAAGAAUUACGACUCUUAUGUUUUUGGCGAAAGACCAAAGAGUAAGAGAGCUAAUGCUUCUGAAAUUGCAAGUUCUAUGGUGGCUAAUAGAAAAGACAGUGAAGACUUUUAAAAUCAUUACGUUUUUAGAUACCCUUUUGAACAAGUAAUUUUUUUUUUUGUUAUUCUUCAAUUUACGUAUAAACAAAAAUGCUUUUAGUUAUUUACAGCGAAAACAGUUGAUGGGUGCUUUUUCAAAAAAAAAUGUUGGUGUACGUUUUUGUGUUUCGUUUCACUUGAAAUUGUUUUAGAAAUAAGAUUAAUUAAUGCCAACUUAUAGAGCGUCACCGUUAAUAUUUAAAUGAAAUUUUUCGCACUAUCUAUGCAGUAUUUAAAGAAAUUCUGAGGUUUCUAAUAAAUUAAUUUUGAAAGGUUA
Molecule: messenger RNA, 1547 nt
Organism: Dimorphilus gyrociliatus
Lineage: Eukaryota; Metazoa; Annelida; Polychaeta; Dinophilidae
Source: the annotation of a GenBank genome assembly